This is a messenger RNA of Gavialis gangeticus (Gharial), 3497 nucleotides long. RefSeq names its product protease, serine 56 (gene PRSS56). Gene Ontology annotation, biological process: proteolysis. The record is from RefSeq and is a predicted model, not a curated record. Bases 180 to 2666 code for a protein of 828 amino acids. Gene Ontology annotation, molecular function: serine-type endopeptidase activity. The transcript is spliced from 19 exons. NCBI's taxonomy places the organism in Eukaryota, Metazoa, Chordata, Crocodylia, Gavialidae.
ACCCCAGGACCUUCCACGGGGAUGUGGCCCUGCUGGAGCUGACGCGCCCGCCGGUGCCCACGCCGUGGGUGAGCCCCGUGUGCCUGCCCGAUGGCCCCCUGGAGCCUGCCCCGGGCACGCCCUGCUACAUCGCUGGCUGGGGCUCCCUCUACGAAGAGGGGCCGGCGGCCGAGGUGGUGAUGGAGGCCCAGGUGCCCUUGCUGAGCCAGGAUGCCUGCCGCGGUGCGCUGGGCCGGGACUUGCUCACCAGCGCCAUGUUCUGCGCCGGGUACUUGUCGGGUGGCAUCGACUCCUGCCAGGGAGACUCCGGGGGGCCCUUGAUGUGCCAGGACCCCGGGGCGCGGCACUUUGUGCUCUACGGGAUUACAUCGUGGGGCGACGGCUGCGGGGAGCGGGGCAAGCCAGGUGUCUACACCCGCGUGGCCGCCUUCGCCAACUGGAUCGCCCGCCAGAUGCAGCAGUCACCUGCCAGCCGUGAGCCCAGCUGCCCAGAGCUGCUGGCCCUGCCCCAUCUGCCCACUGAGCGCCAAGCCCCUGAGCGCGUCCGCCUCUGCUCCUUCUACGCCCGCAGCUGCAGCCCCCCCACGGCCCAGGAGGCCUGUGUCCGUGCCACCCAGGAGGCCUGCCAGACCCGGCAGCAUCGAUGCGAGCUGCGCGCCUACGCCCAGAGACUGCUGGACUUCCUGCGCCGUGCCGAGGAGUUCUUCCAGGCCCGCCUGGACGUCUCCUUCUUCACCCAGGCCCUGCCGCGGGCCCUGGAGCAGCUCUACACCCACCUCUUCCCUACCCAGGUGCACCGGGUGACUGCAGAGCAGGCCUCGGACGCAGCUCGGGGAGGACACGCUGGCCCCAUGAAGCAGGCAGCAGGAGGGAUUCAGAGCCCCACACGCAGGUACAGUUAUGGGGGCUUGUGCGGCCACCAGGCACUCGCAGCCCCCAAUGUCACAACGGCCAAGGGCAAGAUUGUGGGUGGCAGCGUGGCACCCCGCGGGGCCUGGCCUUGGCUGGUGUCCGUGCGGCUGGACGGGGAGCUGAUGUGCGGGGGGGUGCUGGUGGCACCCACCUGGGUCCUCACGGCCGCCCACUGCUUCACCGGGAACCGGAACGAGUUGGCCUGGACAGUGGUGGUGGGUGACUACGACCUGGGCAAGCAGGACGAGGGCGAGCAGGAGCUGCCCGUCAGCCGCAUCAUCACCCACCCCAAGGUAAAUCCCCCCUCCUUCCCCGUGUGCCUGCCCGAUGGCCCCCUGGAGCCUGCCCCGGGCACGCCCUGCUACAUCGCUGGCUGGGGCUCCCUCUACGAAGAGGGGCCGGCGGCCGAGGUGGUGAUGGAGGCCCAGGUGCCCUUGCUGAGCCAGGAUGCCUGCCGCGGUGCGCUGGGCCGGGACUUGCUCACCAGCGCCAUGUUCUGCGCCGGGUACUUGUCGGGUGGCAUCGACUCCUGCCAGGGAGACUCCGGGGGGCCCUUGAUGUGCCAGGACCCCGGGGCGCGGCACUUUGUGCUCUACGGGAUUACAUCGUGGGGCGACGGCUGCGGGGAGCGGGGCAAGCCAGGUGUCUACACCCGCGUGGCCGCCUUCGCCAACUGGAUCGCCCGCCAGAUGCAGCAGUCACCUGCCAGCCGUGAGCCCAGCUGCCCAGAGCUGCUGGCCCUGCCCCAUCUGCCCACUGAGCGCCAAGCCCCUGAGCGCGUCCGCCUCUGCUCCUUCUACGCCCGCAGCUGCAGCCCCCCCACGGCCCAGGAGGCCUGUGUCCGUGCCACCCAGGAGGCCUGCCAGACCCGGCAGCAUCGAUGCGAGCUGCGCGCCUACGCCCAGAGACUGCUGGACUUCCUGCGCCGUGCCGAGGAGUUCUUCCAGGCCCGCCUGGACGUCUCCUUCUUCACCCAGGCCCUGCCGCGGGCCCUGGAGCAGCUCUACACCCACCUCUUCCCUACCCAGGUGCACCGGGUGACUGCAGAGCAGGCCUCGGACGCAGCUCGGGGAGGACACGCUGGCCCCAUGAAGCAGGCAGCAGGAGGGAUUCAGAGCCCCACACGCAGGGCCAGGCAGCCCCAGGCCCCCAGCCCCAGGCCCCAGCCCCGGGGGCUCCAGCUAGAGGACCAGGUGCAGGAGCUCGGCACUGCAGAGCCAGAGCCGGAGUUGGAGCCACCGCACAGGGAGGAGCAGCUCUUCCUGCAGGGUGAGGAGCUGCAGGAACGUGGUCGGAGCUCCCUUCGGCAGCUGUGGGCCACGCUGGGCUCUCAGACCUCCCCCCCGGGCACUGCAGAGCCCACCAGUGCCCCUGCCCCAAACCGAUCUGCAGCCCCGGGGGGCCGCCCCACAAGGGAGAAGCGAGAGCUCCAGGGUGACGUCGCAGGGGACGAGGCAGCGGGCGACGGCCGAGGCUGCCUGGGGCUGGCUGAGGCGGCGCGGCGCAUCCAGGCCGUGCGGGAGCUGUACCGCUGGGUGCUGCAGGUGCCAGACGGGGACCUGGCCAUGACCUUCCAGGAGAUCCUGGUGGACCUGGGCUCCAAGAACGCCAAGGGGCUGUGCAGGGCGCAGGUCCGGGCCACGGUCGGUGGCAGGGCCAUGGCCUUCCCCGGCCUCGUGGGGCUGGACAGUGACUUGCUGCACCGCAGCAUGCCAGGCCUGGUGGCCGCCGCGCUGGAGACCUUGAAAACCUAACAGGGAUCCUGGGGCUGGGCGUUGCCCCCUGCCCCACUGGCUCCGGGGCAGGAUGAGGCCAGGCAGGGGGUGUCCCCUGGAGAUGGAGAACCCAACGGGCUGAGGCUGGGCCAGCCAGGACUGGACCCUCCAGCCAGGCACACUGUGCACAGUCUGCCACCGUCCAGCCCACCUACCCCGGCAGCAAGGCGAAGGCGUGGGGAGGGUGCAGGGGGCACGGGGAGAGCACAAGUAGCCAUGGCAAGCCCCUUGGGGCAAACACUGCCUUGGCCCCCGGGUGGGGCAGGCCUGGGCGGUGCACCCCAGGACCGAGGACCCGCCCGGCGCUGGCUCCUGGCUUGUCAGCAGCCUCCCUGUAGCCCCGGUUGCCCCACGCCCCAUCAUCAGAGGAAGCAGGUGACUCUGCUGGCUGACAGAGGCCCCGUCCCCUCACUUCCCCGCAGGCUUUGGGACCAGGCUCCCGUGCACUCCCCGCCUUGCAGGGCCAGGAGGCCAAGCACAGCACAGACCCCAGCUCCCUGUGCCCGCACUGCCCUGGCGCCAGGCCCGGGCAUGGGGACAGACCGCGCUCCCACUGUCUGCAAGCCCUGGGCUCCUCUCCUCAGGCUUGCCUCCCUGCCUGGCCUUGGCUACAGCCCUUCUGCUGCUCUGCCUCAGUUUCCCCAUCUGUAAAAGGGCCCCAGAUCUGCCUCCUAGGGGGCAGGGCAGCUGGCUCCACCUCCACAUGCUGAGGGCAGGAGUGGGGCCGCUAGGACAGCUCAUCCCUCCGCAGAGUCUCCCUCGGCCGACACAUAGGGCCUAUUUAUUUGUACAGAGAACAGUUUAUUUUUA